This is a messenger RNA of Danio aesculapii, 1166 nucleotides long. RefSeq lists its product as uncharacterized. The record is from RefSeq and is a predicted model, not a curated record. The coding region runs from base 456 to 1058 and encodes 200 amino acids. Gene Ontology annotation, molecular function: adenine phosphoribosyltransferase activity. The transcript has 5 exons. Lineage: Eukaryota; Metazoa; Chordata; Actinopteri; Cypriniformes; Danionidae.
GUGUCAACAACCGCAUUUAUGCUAAAAGUUUAAUUCUUUAAAAUGUAUUUUUUUCCAAGCGACUUGACACAAAGACAACGAGGCACAUGAAGUGCAAUGCUAUGAGUUACUGAACUUUUGGGUAAUCACGUUUACCGUUACACUUUUAGAAAGGCUAAUUUUACGUCAUCCGUUUAAAACAGAUUUAAGACGACAAAACACCAACAAACGGAUGAUUCCGCUAUAAUUCUGAACACGAAUCUUAUACACACUAUUCACUGAGGUGGAAAAUGAAAGCUGCGUGUAUUCCGCCGAGUAAACAAACACUAACCAGUGUGGGUCUGGUCUGACCUAAUGGCUAAGCGAUUGCUCUGGGAGAGACGUGAAAACGCCCACUCUAGACUUGUUGAACUCGACACCAAAUUACAUUCCGUUACCGGAGCGAGUUUGCAGAAGUCUAUAGAGCUCUUUUCAGAAUGGAUGUUUUAGCAGUUCCCCAAAACAGAGAAGAGGGCUGGUACUUGUCUCUUAUGGCACCAAACACAAAAGGACCAAAGUUUGCAUGGCUUGAUCCAUCAAGACUCUAUUGCAAUUCCCAGGCACUGUCAGAUUGUGUAAAAGAUCUUCUCAAACCAUUCCAGAAUGAGACCAUUGACCUGGUGGCUGGAAUAGAUGCCAUGGGCUUCAUCCUCGGGUCAGCUGUAGCCACAGCAUUGGGAAAAGGAUUUCUGGCUAUUCGUAAAGCAGGACACUUAUGUGUUGAAACUCGCACUCAGGACUACAGCGACUAUUCUGGACGAGAGAAACUCAUGGAAGUGCGUGUUGAUGUGUUAAAGCCAGGUUUACGGGUUCUUUUAGUAGACCAGUGGAUUGAGACUGGAGGAACCAUGAGAGCUGCUAUCAAACUGGUGGAGAAUCAAGGAGCUAUUGUUGUAGGUAUUGCUGCUGUGGCCAUUGAAAACAGCGAGGGAGGAAAAUGGCUGAAGGAAAACUAUAAAUAUUCCCACUGCAUUCCGAAAGAGCUGCAAGCUCAAAUAGACAGUCAAUAUCUGGAGUAUUUUAAGAACUUCAGUGUUUAAAUGCAUGGAAAUCAGGCACAUAUUCAAAUGGAAAUGUAAUAUUUCAUAUACAGUAUAUUGCAUUUUGUCAGAAUUUAAACGUUUUCUAUAAAUCCUCAUUGCAAAACA